Molecule: messenger RNA, 583 nt
Organism: Urocitellus parryii (Arctic ground squirrel)
Lineage: Eukaryota; Metazoa; Chordata; Mammalia; Rodentia; Sciuridae
Gene: Uqcc3
Product: ubiquinol-cytochrome c reductase complex assembly factor 3
Biological process (GO): mitochondrial electron transport, ubiquinol to cytochrome c; mitochondrial respiratory chain complex III assembly
Cellular component (GO): mitochondrial inner membrane
Source: RefSeq, a predicted model, not a curated record
UCUAGGCUGCCGUAGACUACGGAGGUUGUCUCGUUGGUUGCACUCAGCCAUGCAGAGUGUGCGGAAAGUGCUCAUGGUAGUAGCGGUGCUGGGCGCUGGGGCCGGCGUGGGGUCCGCGCUCUUUGCUCUGGUAACCCCAGGAGAGCUGCAGAAGCAGGAGAUGCUGAAGGAGAUGCCCGAACAGGACCCUCGACGCAGGGAUGAAGGGAAGAGGAACCAGCAACUAGUGAUGGCCACSCUGCAGGAGGCCGCGGCCACGCAGGAGAACGUAGCGUGGAGGAAGAACUGGUUGGUUGGCGGCGGCGGUGGCGGGAGAUCAGCUUGAUGCCAGACCUGUCCGAGUGGGCGCUACGACCUUGGUUUGAGCGCAGAUCACAGGCAGCCUUUCAGCUCCGUGAAACCGGCGGGGAAUCCUGACCUCAGAUGCCGCACUCCAGGUCCCGGAGAGCGGCCGCCGGGUGAGCAUCGUACCCCCUCCAACUCUGCGCUGAUUGCUUUAAYGUCCACAUCAUCCUCCAAAGUCGUGUCCGGGGUCGGUUGUGGUGAACAGAAAGAACCAAUAAAUUCUGUGCCUCCCAAGUGA